CUUCUCCAUCCUCUGACCCUCUUUCACUACACAAACCAACCAACCCAAGCAUGGAGGAAGUCACCGAAAACGAGGUCAUCCAAAUGGAGGAUAGCCAAAUCGUUGCGCCUGCCACCUCGACCCUCAUCGAAACCGACGACAAAAGUGCCAUCACAGCCCACAGCUCUGAACCCAAUCUCCAGGAAUCAGCCGUUUUACCCGCCAUCACUGCCCCGGCCGAGGUCGUCACUGGCCCAUUUGACGACGAGGAUGUCACAUUCCACAAGGCAUUGAGAAAUUCAAUCUCGACAGAGACACCAAAGCAGCUGUCAGUGCAGGGAACUCUCCCAGAUUGGCUCACAGGAUUUCAUUACACAUUGAGUCCUGGCGUCUUUGAGGUUAAGUAUCCCAAGAUGGUCGUUGUCAAUGGAGAAACCGAGCAGGAGACCAGGACAUUCAGUUUCGGCCAUUGGUUCGACAACAUCCCUCAGGUCAACCAGUUCGCGAUCUCAGGAUCAGACAACACCAUCACAUACCGUUCCACCAAGCCCGCCCAUCGUGCCGAGACCAAGAUUCGUGAGCAUCAAGGAUACCUCCCCAACCAGCCCUCGAGCAUUUUCCGAACAGAUACGAACCAAAGUGUAUUUGCCAGGCUCUUGUCCACAAGUCAGACACAGGGAAAGCCUAGUCUGGAGCCCUGCGGCGCCUCCAUUGAUGUGAUGCCGCCCUUCAAUGCGGACGGUCGGCGUACAAUCUACUGUCAGAACUAUGCUAACCACGUUCUGGAACUGAACGCGGACACACUGGAAAAGUGCGGGAUUCUCGCUUGGGAGGAAGUCAACUCUCAGUUUAAGGGAUCUCACGCCUCGCCCCACUGCCAUUUUGACCCGGUGACGAAGGAAUUGAUCAACUUCACAAUGGAGCAUGGAUUUCACAGCACACAGUAUCAUUUCUUUUCAAUCACGGAGAAGGAGCCCCAUGGCUCGUUGAUUGCCUCAAUCACAGCCAAGGCCAGCCACGUCCACUCCUUUGCAGUUACGCCCCGGUACAUUGUUCUAGUCGUCAGUCCUUUGAACGCCUCCGAUGGUGGUGUCAAGUAUUCUUGGGGCACUUCGAUCUUGGAUGCAUUUACCUUCAAGCGUACAGAAUCGACCUAUUUUUAUGUGAUUUCGCGCGUUAAGCGUAGACAUAUCGCAACCUUCAAGUCCGACUCCUUUUUCUUCUUCCAUCACGUCAACGCAUUCGAGGACGAUGCAGAUAACGUGUACCUAGAUUUUACCAUGUACCCAGACGACACGAUCGCCCACCAACUCGGACUCUCAUCCCUCUUUGAUCGAUCUUCGCCUCCACUACCAAAACCCGAAUUCUGUCGGUUUGAGCUGGCGAAUGUGCAGACGGAGGCGCAGCGGCUUGAGAACUACCAGGCCGUGAUGGCGACGACAGGACCUGUGGACAAAUUGCGCGGCUUCAUGCGCCGCGUGAGCAUCAACCAGGGCAGCAGCGCCAAUUAUUCAGUCCCGGAAAAGAACUCGAAUGUGACACCGGUCGCGACUCGCAUCCGCAGCACAGUAGGAGUUGAGCUGCCGAGGAUUAAUCCAAUCUACCAUGGGCUGGAUUACAAGUACACGUGGGGCAUUGGAUUGUCGGAGAAGGGCGACGGCGAUAUGUACGAUUGUAUCAUGAAGCUGCAUGUCAAGGGCGAUGCUGAGCCCACCAUCUGGAGCCAGAAAAACUGCUACCCAAGUGAAGCGGUGUUUGUUCCACCACCGGUGUUUGACCAGAACGAGGACGCAGGCGUGGUGAUUUCUGUAGUCUACGACGCCGAGGCCAACCAAUCGUUCCUGUUGGUUCUGGAUGCGAAGGAUUUGACAGAAAAGGCACGGGCAGUUCUUCCCCAGAUUGUCCCACUUUCGUUCACGAACGGUUGCUUCGCCUCCGGCGAUAUCAAUCGAGGCAUGCAGGAGGCCCAGGCACCAGGCACUAUCAGCGACGAUGAGCAGGACGACGACUGAAGAGCUUACCUGUUUUGUUUGGAAAAAUACUGUUUCUCAUACCCCCUCCCCCUCACUAAAGCUUUGUAAAAUGCAUUUCAUACCAUACCAUGUCAUGUCAUACAUAUGAUAAAAAAAAUAAAUCGAUA
Gamsiella multidivaricata is the source of this 2119-nucleotide messenger RNA. Its product is annotated as carotenoid oxygenase. Gene Ontology annotation, molecular function: carotenoid dioxygenase activity. The record is from RefSeq and is a predicted model, not a curated record. Gene Ontology annotation, biological process: carotene catabolic process. NCBI's taxonomy places the organism in Eukaryota, Fungi, Mortierellomycota, Mortierellomycetes, Mortierellales, Mortierellaceae. The coding region runs from base 51 to 1991 and encodes 646 amino acids. The transcript is spliced from 6 exons.